Brassica oleracea var. oleracea is the source of this 707-nucleotide messenger RNA. RefSeq lists its product as uncharacterized. The transcript has 4 exons. Lineage: Eukaryota; Viridiplantae; Streptophyta; Magnoliopsida; Brassicales; Brassicaceae. The record is from RefSeq and is a predicted model, not a curated record. Bases 64 to 441 code for a protein of 125 amino acids.
CCAACCACCUGACCCGUUUCCAGAUCCAUUUCUUCUUUCCCGCACCUACUCGGAGUAGACACGAUGAGCACGGAGAUGGAGGAAUAUUCAGCUGUGCGGCGGCGCGUGUCCUGCACUAAAUACUUCGACGCUCUGUGGUUCUGCUACUGGAUAUCUAGAUGCUCCAACAUAACCAGCAAUGGCGAUGAGACAGAACAAGCACCAUAUUACCAGAUGCAGCAGUACUACCGGGUUGGAAAACUUGAUGAUUGUACUAAGAAGUUCUCUGCUCUCUUUGAUUGUCUUUCCUUAAAGACAAAAAGUGCUUCGGAAGCCGAGAAAAUUAUGGAAGAGCAAGAGAAGGCAGACGCAGCAAAACAUAUAUGGAUUAUGCGGACGCAGGAAGAAGCUUCAAGUCAUUGGAACGAGACUUUCGGGCAUUUGGAUGAUCCCAAUUAUUAGAUAGAAGUACAGUUUCACUUUCUCCACUGGAUUCUUGAUGGUCAUUUUUACUUUCAAGAAACUAGAUUUCUGCAGAUUGUUCUGCAGGAUAUAAACAAGCUUUUGUCAUCAGUUACCAUGAACAUUUUGAGCUGAGUUAUCUCCUCAAUCCCUAAAGAAGCGACCCAAAAAGAUGGAGAUCAUUUGUUGAACCAUAGUUGUAUUUGGUUGAUCUGUUAACAGAAAGGUACUGAAUUUUAUUAAUAAAUUUGAUACUAUUUUUUACC